AUGGUUCGUCUGUCGUGUGGUGUUCAAGUUACCCGAAUAACUUUGGCUGUUUUGAACAUAUUAUUUGUUCUCUUCGGCUUGGCACUGUUGGGGUUUGGUAUUUAUCUCAAAGUGAGCAAAAAAUUCGAUGUGGCAUUAUCGGAUCACAUCAAUGCACAAAUAAUCGGCGGUAAAGCUAUCGAAACAGUGGGAGUCAUUUUGAUUAUAACGGGUAUUUUCACGAUAUUGCUAUCGGUAUUCGGAUGCAUAGGUGCUUUAUUCAAAAAGCGGCUGUUUCUCUAUUUGUAUGCGGUCAUUUUGACCAUUUUAAUGGUUUUAGAAUUAGCUGCGUUUAUCACUCUGAUGAGUUCACGGGUUCGAGUACGCGAUAGUUAUCAAUCUGGCCUUUGGGAAGUAUUUCAUGAUGCAUACGAUAACGAUCGGCAAGAUAUCAUUAAGCAAAUCGAAGGAUUAGAACUUGAAUUUGAAUGCUGCGGUGUCAAUGAUUCUGGUGAUUAUCUUAAAGUGAAUCGUACAAUUCCUGAUUCGUGUUAUAAAGAUAAAUCAAAACAAACGAUUUUUGAUGAAGGUUGUGCUGACGCAAUUAUCGAUUGGAUUUGGGAUGAAUUGCCCGUCAUAGGUGGCAUCGUAGGUGCUAUAAUAUUUAUUGAAAUCUUUGGAGUGAUCGCGUCUAUAUCAUUGGGAGUCGCUAUUUCUCAUUAUUCCUUCGGAGAAAUUUAUGGAUCAGUAUAA
Rotaria socialis is the source of this 732-nucleotide messenger RNA. Lineage: Eukaryota; Metazoa; Rotifera; Eurotatoria; Philodinida; Philodinidae. The record is from the annotation of a GenBank genome assembly.